AUGCAAGAACUCCAGGAUAGCUAUUCAUCAGAUGAGCAUUGCAGGGAUAUUAUUGCUCUGAUACUAUUAGACCCCACAUCUCAGCCCAAGUAUGAGUGGAAUAAUGAUCUACUAAAGUAUGAUGGUAGGAUUUAUGUGGGAUCAUCUUCUGGCCUCAGGGACAAGAUCAUACAAGCCUUGCACUCUUCUGCCUUAGGAGGGCACUCAGGCCAAAGGGGGUGUUGGCAAAGAAUCAAAUCCCUAUUCUAUUGGCCUACCAUGAAACAAAAUGUUAUUCAAUUUAUACAGUCCUGUGACACUUGCCAAAGGUAUAAGGCAGAACAUUCUGACGGCCAAACUGAGAGGCUGAAUCAGUGUGUUGAGGCUUAUCUCAGAUGUAUGACUGGGGAAUUUCCAAAACUUUGGAGUAAAUGGCUGGCAAUGGCAGAGUGGUGGUAUAAUUCUUCUUUCCACUCUAGCCUGCAGUUGACUCCAUUUGAGGCAUUGUACGGCUAUAAACCUGUGUCCCUCCCACUUGGCCCUUACUUAGACACAAUAGUUCCUGCAGCAGCCCAACUUCUUCAAGAGAGGAUCAGAAUUUCCAGCAGCAUUCGAGACCACUUGGCUAAGGCUCAACAGAGGAUGAAGUUCUUUGCUAAUCAGCAUCGCACAGAACGAUCUUUUGAAGUGGAAGCUAAGGUAGGACCGGUGGCCUACCGCCUCAAAUUGCCUGCAGAAGCCAGAAUCCACCCUGUCUUCCAUGUGUCAUUGCCGAAGAAAAAGAUUGGACUAGUACAACAGGUAUCAAAGACUUUGCCUGAAUUUGACAAUGCUGACCAAUGUCCCCUACAACCAGAAGCUAUGUUGCAAAGAAGAGUAAUUCUGUGCAAUGGACAACCAGUCAUUCAGCUUUUAAUCAAAUGGUGCCAAUUGGGAGCGGAAGAAGCAUCUUGGGAAGAUAAGGAUUUCAUCCUAUCCCAGUUUCCUCAUUUCCAGUCUUGA
Molecule: messenger RNA, 981 nt
Organism: Coffea arabica (coffee)
Lineage: Eukaryota; Viridiplantae; Streptophyta; Magnoliopsida; Gentianales; Rubiaceae
Molecular function (GO): nucleic acid binding
Source: RefSeq, a predicted model, not a curated record